Messenger RNA from Apiotrichum porosum, 1560 nucleotides. RefSeq lists its product as uncharacterized. NCBI's taxonomy places the organism in Eukaryota, Fungi, Basidiomycota, Tremellomycetes, Trichosporonales, Trichosporonaceae. The coding region runs from base 1 to 1560 and encodes 519 amino acids. The transcript has 2 exons. The record is from RefSeq and is a predicted model, not a curated record.
AUGACUCACCACCAGUUCUCCCGGGCCCAGCCCUUUACGCCCACCCUCGACACGUUCAAGCCACUGCCAAACCCUCCCGGUGAUACCUGCAUUCCCGUGGGGACCGAGUUGCCACCCGUUCCGCCGCCUACCCAUCGUGACGGCAGGUUCUCCAUCCCUCAGAGGUCGGCCACGAUGCCUCACCUCCCUACCAACCAGCACCCCUCACGUCCCUCACAUGUGCGCUCUGCAUCCACGUCUGCACUAGUCGGGAGAACCACCGCCCCAUCAGCUUGGUCUGGCACCCGAUCACAGCGGCCGGUCCUCACUGUGACUCCGAGGCGCACCCCUCCUCCCCUCUCACCUGAAGCCUGUAACGCUCCGCCCGACUACUGGAUGACCGAGGUGUUGGAAGUACGGGUCAGUGAAGAGUUUUCGCCUUGGGUGUACGUUCCUCAGCCUCCGCUCCGACCUGUAGUACGAAAGCCACCCGCGUCUCCUACGAACACGACCCCGACCCCGUCACUGCCACAGCCCUCCGUGCCGUUGUCACCACUUGUCAUCCAGAAUCCAGACGACAGCGCCGAAGCUACAAACUGUCAGCAGACAUGUCGCCCGAAAAAGCCCAUCAAGCCUCACCACCUGCGCUCAAAGACCCUUGACAAGAAAUUACAGCAUCCCCCUCCCUCCGCCACACUCACUCGUCCGGCCCUUCCACCCCGCUAUCAGCCUGGCAGCGAGAAGGAUUCUCUCUCACGCAGAACGUUAGUUGGGCAUGGUACACCCCAGAUGCAUGCCUCAACACCUCAAGUGUCCCUCAAAGUCAACACGACUCAGCUGGGCUACCGCCUCCACACCGGCUAUGACCGGGAUGGCGACGCGGUGAUUCUGUGCACAGAGGGACAGGUCAAAACCGGGUUUUUGGUGCGCUCUACUGCGUUGUCUCGGCUCAGGUACGUAAACGGUACUCCUUUGGCGCACGCUAACUCCAGCAGUGGAACGUUUGCCCAGGCCGUCGUCACUCGGGAUGCAGCCACUACCGCUGGUCCCAUCGUCGCUGUGGCAGACACCAGUCUCGCCAUUUCUCUGCUUCUCGGCUCCCUCAUUCACGGCGCCUUGAUUUCCACACACGACACCCACCGCCUACUGAGUGUGCCCGACUACCUCACCCUUUUAGCAAUGUACGACAAGUACGCCGUCAAGCCACACAUCCGGGCCAUGUUGGUGCAUGCCAUUGAUAGCCGGGCCUUCGAGCUCGCUGCCAACUUGAACACGCCCGCGUCCGCCACGAGCCGGCAGACUGCAGUAACAAUCCUCCAACUGGCUCACGCUGCUAGAUCAGCGAGGCUGUGGGAAGCGGCACUUGCCCAUGCACCGUCCUGGGCAACUGACCCGUGGGUUAUGGGUGAGACCGAACGAGACCGGUGGGGGGUGGAUCUGUUUGACGUGCUUUUGGCCCUCGAGGUGCUGAGAAAGGGAACCGGGGAGAGGUUGGGGAACAUCCGAGUGAGAUAUUCGGCUGAUGGUACACCUGGCGUGUAUUGUGCCAAGGAGCCAGACACCGUGUUCUACCUAUUAUGA